CUUUGACCCGCGCCAAAUUGUUUUCAAAUGACGGGAAAUCAAUGUUGUCAAUUCGAUUUGUAUAUUUGAUUUGUAUAUGUUGUCGAUUCGAUUUGUGUAUAUGAUAUAUUGUACAUAAUCGGAGAAAUGUUACAUGAACUUUUAUUCGCCUUAUCCGGUUACCCGGGAAACAUAUUUGUCGAUAAUGGUGAUAAAAUACAGGUUCAAAAAGGACUUCCCUUUUUACAUUCUGCUGAGGAAAAAGCUCUGAAUCGUCUUUGUCAGUUGGCCACCCAUUUUAAGAUGUUUAAAGGAUUCAUAAACAAAUACUCUUUCUGCAGUUUUCAUCCAGAUAGUGCUGGUUCCACAACUGGUGAAAUGCAUGGUGUCUACCUGAUGUCUUUAUGUAGUGGAUUAAAUACUUUGCUAGAAGACUACCAGAAUGACAUUUUGGAACUUGAGAAAUCUGCCUUAGCUGAUCCACACCUUCCUGUCAGUGAAGUCCUUCUCAAACUUCAACAGUAUGAACUGCUGUUUCCUGCGUUGUCCUCUUUCUUGACAGAACUUAAACAACAUGAGGCUCAUGGUUGUUAUAUCUUGGACAGAAUUCAUAAAGCUUCUAUUUCUGGCGUACCAGUUGUGAAGCAGACUUUUGAAAGGCUACUUUCAAACUGUCAUGGACCAUUGUUUAAACAUCUUUGUGCUUGGAUGUUGUAUGGCAAACUAAUGGAUCCAUAUAAGGAAUUCUUCAUCCAGGAGAGCCAUGAAGCCAAUGCUAGAAGUUGUGAACAGGAAGAAAAUAAUCAAGAUGCCAAGAAACAAGGAGUUUAUGUUAUCCGUGCUGACCUCCUACCAUCAUAUAUUGGAUACCAAGUGGCCAAAAAAAUUCUGUUUGUUGGAGAGUCCAUUAAAAUGUUUGAUACCCAAAAGUUAACACCAGAAAUUAAGAAACUAGAAAACUCUUUGAGAAAAGGACAAGAAAAUUUUUCUAAAGACCUCUUCAAACUAUCACAGGAAAAGAAUUUUAAUCAAAUCAACUUCAGAGAAACUGUCAAUGCCAUCCGAGGGUUUGUUGCUGAACAACUCUGGUUGUUAGUUGUCGAAGACUCUGAUAUAUUUGGACAGUUGAAUCUACUAAAGGACAUCUUUUUAUUUGGUCGAGGUGACCUCUAUCAGUCCUUCAUAGACACAGCUCAUUCAUUACUCAUCUCAAUCCCUCAGUACAACACUGAGCAUGAAUUAAAUUCCGUAUUCCGAGCUGGUAUCUGUAAUACACUCUGGGAAAAUGACAGUUAUUUACACAAUUUCCAGCUCACUUGUAAAACUGGUACUGGCGAUCGACCAAGUAAUGUCAACGUGUUCAGUGGUACUGUACUAAAUGCUCUUGGUUUAACCUAUACUGUACAAUGGCCCCUCCACAUAUUUUUCACUCCGUCUGUGUUAGAAAAAUAUGAAUGUGUAUUCAAAUUCCUAAUGAAAGUGCAUUAUGUCCAAAUGGAGUUGCAACAUUGUUGGCUUCUACAGGUGAAGAGUAAAUCAUUGGGGUUAGGACGACAAAAUGAAGCCAAGUGGCAACUGAGAACUCACCUGGCAUUUCUGAUUGACAACCUUCAGUAUUAUUUACAGGUGGAUGUCAUUGAAUCUUUACACAAAAUAUUGGUUGACAAGAUCCUUUCAGUGCGUGAUUUUGAGGCUGUUAAGCUCACCCAUGAGAAGUUUCUCACUGACCUUCUUGACCUGAGCCUCUUCAGAAAAUUGACAAAUCACCUGUUAGAUGAUCUGUUAUCGGCAUGUUUGUCAUUUUGUGAUCUCAUCAAGAACAGCUACCCAGCUGAGCUGACUGACAUUCAACAACAGCGGCUGUCUGCCAUUCGAAAGGAUGUUCGUAAUUACACUGGGAUGUUAUUUAGUAUGCUGAACAAAUCCCAAGCUUACUCCAGUCUACAAACAAUUGAUCAGUUCAUGCUAAGGAUUGACUACAACAGAUUUGUCUCCAAACAUUCAAAAGGCUACUUAGGAGGCACAGGAGAUGGAUUCAUCCAUUAGCCAAACACCACUGGCUACAACAACAACAACAACAACAACAAAUGACAAUGUUUACAAAAUGCAUGAUAUCUUAUAGAUAUAAAAAUGGCAAAAUGAGAAUACCUGUCAUUCAUACUUAUCUUUAAAAGUACCAGUUAGCAAUGAAAAUGUUGUGUAUGCAGAUCCAGGUGAAACUGAAACCAAACGAAGCCUUUGAAUUUGCUGUGAACCUGCUGUGCCUUGCCAUGAUGUCUGCCUUAAUUCUUUAGCAUUUAAAUUGGCCAUAUUUGGCCAAAAUAAUCCACCUGUUUUAUUCUGAAACUGGCCAGAUUCAGCCUCUCACACUUACCCUUCAAUAUUAUUCUAGAAACAAACAAUUGCAUCAUUGAAAUCUCAAAACUAUAAAGUAAUGCAUGACUAAUUCAAAUCUAUUUGACAGAGAAAUCUUAAUACCAAAGGGUUAUGCUCAUGGAAAAUCGUAAAAUUUCAUAUAAUGCCAUGUGUUGGUACUCUCUGGCCACUGCAACCUGUGAUGAUAAGAUGGUGGCCUGUGAGUGUGGUAGCUGUACAGCAUGUGAUAAUCUGAUGGUGAAUGCCAAGGGCCCUAAACUGUGUUUAUUGGGACUCACUCCCUAACAAGUUCAAGUUCAUUGUUAAAGUGUUCGAGAUGUUUUUUGUUUAUAAGGAUAAAUAAAAUAAUGUUUUUUUAUUAUUUAUUUAUAUAAAAUCA
Octopus sinensis (East Asian common octopus) is the source of this 2734-nucleotide messenger RNA. RefSeq names its product gamma-tubulin complex component 4. Gene Ontology annotation, biological process: spindle assembly; microtubule nucleation; mitotic cell cycle. The transcript is spliced from 16 exons. Gene Ontology annotation, molecular function: gamma-tubulin binding; microtubule minus-end binding. The record is from RefSeq and is a predicted model, not a curated record. The coding region runs from base 127 to 2025 and encodes 632 amino acids. NCBI's taxonomy places the organism in Eukaryota, Metazoa, Mollusca, Cephalopoda, Octopoda, Octopodidae. Gene Ontology annotation, cellular component: equatorial microtubule organizing center; spindle pole; centrosome.